UGUACUUUUUUUUCCCCAUUAAAAAGAGAGAGAAAAAACAAACAAAAAGUUUUCAAGAACAAUAUAAAUCAACCCAGUAAAAGUAUUAUUUUGGUCAAAUUGCAAUUUUCGUUUUAUACAAAUUGUGUGCUCUUAUAUGGUUUUUAUAAACUCGCAUUGAUUUGUUUGUCGAUUACAAUCUGACGUGUGCAAUUCGGAUCAUUGACCUUUGAAACAUAUCGUAAAUAAAGCAAGCAAUGCGUUUGAUAAUCUUUGUAUUAAUAGCGUUUAUUUUUCAAAUGACUUUUGGAGUUGAUCCAAAUAAUUUUAAAAAAUGUGAGCAAAGCAGCUUUUGCCGACGUUGCCGUAAAAUACCGCCGGGAAAUUCUAAAUUUGCUCUUGUUCCUGGCUCGAUGAAUACAUAUUCAAAUGCCAUAACAAUAGACCUGAUUAACAAAGAUACUCAACAUUUAUUUGUAGUUAAAUUAGAAGCCUUAGUGAAUAAUAGUUAUCGUUUAAUAAUUGAUGAGAAGACACCUUUAAGGCCCCGUUAUAAAGUAACGCAUGCUCUAGUAGCUGAACCUCAACCAGAAAAUAUCAAUAUUGAAAAGGAAGAUCAGAAUGAAGUUGUUUUAACAUCGGGUUACAAUAAAGCUGUGAUUGUAGCAGAUCCUUUUCGUAUUGACUUUUAUGAGAACAAUGUUUUAGCAGUGUCUGCCAAUGCUAAAGGUUUAAUGAAUUUUGAGCAUUUACGCAAAAAACCUUUCAAUCCAGAUGAGAAUGUAGUUGAAAAUUCUGAUGAUGUCAGUGAGACUAAUGAGAAGGGACCAUUUGCAACUCCUCAGGAAGAUGAUCCGGGGGCAUGGGAAGAGAAUUUCAAUUCUCAUCAUGACUCUAAACCCUAUGGUCCCGAGGCAGUUGCCCUAGAUUUUUCCUUUCCCGAAGCAGAAGCAUUAUUCGGUAUUCCUGAACAUGCGGACAGUUUCAUUUUGAAGUCAACUUCGGGUACCGAACCCUAUCGCUUAUACAAUUUGGAUGUGUUUGAGUAUCUUAUUGACAGCAAGAUGGCCUUGUAUGGCUCAGUGCCUGUGCUCUACGCUCACGGAACACAAUGUACUGCCGGUGUCUUGUGGUUAAAUGCUGCUGAAACUUGGGUAGAUAUUAACACGGCUGAGAGAAAUGUGGUGUCGUCUAUAGUAAGCUUUGUUUCUGGCUCUCGCAAAACGGAUCCGCAGUCGGCGCAUUUUAUGUCUGAGACGGGGAUAAUUGAUACUUUCAUUAUGCUAGGUCCUUCACCUAUGGAUGCUUUUAAACAGUACGCAUCUUUGACAGGCACCGCACCUUUGCCUCAAAUGUUUGCUUUAGCGUAUCAUCAAUGUCGUUGGAAUUAUAAUGAUGCUGCUGAUGUGGAAUCUGUUGUGACUAAAUUUGAUGAAUUCGAUAUACCUAUGGAUUCCAUGUGGCUAGACAUUGAGUAUACUGAUGGCAAAAAAUAUUUCACUUGGAACAGUUAUAAGUUUCCCGAACCUUUGGAAAUGAUCAAAAAUCUUACGGACUUAGGCCGACAUUUAAUUAUCAUUAUCGAUCCGCACAUUAAGCGAGACAAUAAUUACUUCUUUCACAAGAAUUGUACGGACGAAGGUUACUAUGUGAAGACUAAAGAGGGAAAGGAUUAUGAGGGUUGGUGUUGGCCCGGAGCAGCUAGUUACCCGGAUUUUUUCCGCAAAGAUGUGCGCGAUUACUAUGCCCAACAAUAUUUGUUAGAGAAUUUUAGAACUACAACAGGUGAUGUGAUGUUAUGGAACGAUAUGAACGAGCCGUCAGUCUUUAAUGGUCCAGAGGUUACAAUGCCUAAAGACCUAUUACAUGAGAACGAUUGGGAACAUCGUAAUUUGCAUAAUUUAUACGGGCAUAUGCACAUUAUGGCUACUUUUGAUGGUUUACGUAACCGGGAUCCGAAACAGCGGCCAUUUAUUUUAACACGUUCGCAUUAUGCUGGUUCGCAGCGCUAUGCGGCUAUUUGGACUGGAGAUAACUUAGCUGAUUGGGGUCAUUUGCAGCAUUCGAUAAAAAUGUGUCUUUCGGAAGCGGUAGCCGGUUUUUCGUUUUGUGGUGCUGAUGUUGGUGGCUUUUUUGGAAAUCCUACACCCGAAUUGUUUGGGCGCUGGUAUCAAACGGGCGCAUUCUUGCCAUUUUUCCGUUCUCAUUCCCACAUCGAUACUGCACGGCGUGAGCCCUGGCUAUAUCCGGAAGCUACACGUUUGAUUAUACGUGACGCUAUACGAAAACGUUAUUCUUAUUUGCCCUUGUGGUACACUAUGUUCUACGAACAUGAGCUUAAUGGCGGUCCCGUUAUAAGGCCUUUGUUGGCCCAUUAUCCCAAAGAUGCGAAUGGCUUUACUAUUGACAAUCAAUUCUUACUGCAAGACAGACUAAUGGUGCGACCUGUUAUGGAGCAAGGUGUCAGCAAAGUUAGUGUUUUCUUCCCGGCUAUUGAUGAUAAAAAAACAUCAAACUUAUGGUAUGAUACCGACGAUUAUCAAAAGUACGAUCAAGCGGGCUCACAAACAAUCCCAGUAAAUGAUUAUAAGAUACCAGUGUAUCAGCGCGGUGGUACAAUUGUGCCCAAAAAGGAGCGCAUACGCCGUGCCGCUACUCUUAUGAAAAAUGAUCCAUAUACUUUAAUUGUGGCCUUAGACAGAGAUGGCAAAGCCGAAGGCACUCUUUAUUUGGAUGAUGAGAAAACUUUCGAUUAUCGUCAGGGAAAAUUUAUAUAUAUUAAUUAUAAAUUCGAUGGUCGCAAGCUAUUUAAUGAAUUCAUUAAUAGACCUAAAUAUGUGUCGAAGUCGUGGAUUGAACGUGUCGUCAUCGCUGGUCUAACUAAGAAACCCAAAUCUGCCACCAUUAUUGUUGACGGACUAACCCAAGAGCUUGAAGUCCAACCGCAACAACAUGCUUAUGUUGUACGUAAGCCUGGAGUAGCUAUAAACAAAGACUUCGAAAUCAAAUUGAGUUUCUAAUUAAAUUUGCAGUCUUUUGCGUUUUUUGCAAAAAAUUUUUAAAUUCUUUUGGCGUUACGUUUGUAAAAAUUACGUUUUGAUUAGUAUUCCGAUAUUAUUAAUAUGGAAAUUAUAGCAUCUGAAAAUUGUUUAUUAAGAAAUUUAUAUUUUAAAUGCAAGA
Glossina fuscipes is the source of this 3159-nucleotide messenger RNA. RefSeq names its product neutral alpha-glucosidase AB (gene GCS2alpha). Gene Ontology annotation, molecular function: carbohydrate binding; alpha-glucosidase activity. Lineage: Eukaryota; Metazoa; Arthropoda; Insecta; Diptera; Glossinidae. The record is from RefSeq and is a predicted model, not a curated record. The transcript has 8 exons. Bases 237 to 2999 code for a protein of 920 amino acids. Gene Ontology annotation, biological process: N-glycan processing; carbohydrate metabolic process.